This is a messenger RNA of Labeo rohita (rohu), 2946 nucleotides long. RefSeq names its product nuclear cap binding subunit 3 (gene ncbp3). The transcript is spliced from 13 exons. NCBI's taxonomy places the organism in Eukaryota, Metazoa, Chordata, Actinopteri, Cypriniformes, Cyprinidae. Gene Ontology annotation, molecular function: mRNA binding; RNA 7-methylguanosine cap binding. Gene Ontology annotation, cellular component: nucleus; cytosol. The record is from RefSeq and is a predicted model, not a curated record. Bases 139 to 2253 code for a protein of 704 amino acids.
AUCUAGCAGCUACAGUCUCUUGGGCGGUGUGUGUGUGUCGCGAGGCUCGAGAGCAGUGUUAGCAUUAACUAGCGUGAGGCUCCGUUCACUUCAUUGAGUUAUUAGCCGUUAGCCGAAAGCUCAUUUUAGUGAGUGGUCAUGGCGGCGGUGCGCAGCCUGCGGGUGUCUGUGAAGUCCGAAAGCGCGUCUGAUCGGUCAGAGUCAGACUCGGAAUCAGACUCGGAUCGAGAUGCCCGGGAAGCGGAGCCCAUGGAGGUAGAGGAGGGAGAGCUGGAGUCUAUCCCCGUUCGGCGGAGUUUAAAGGAGCUGUUGCCGGACACCAGCCGACGUUAUGAAAAUAAGGCUGGCACCUUUAUCACUGGAAUCGAUGUCACCUCUAAGGAGGCCAUUGAGAAAAAGGAGAAGCGAGCAAGAAGAUUUCAUUUUCGUGCAGAAGAAAAUCUGGCGCAGAGGAAUGUUGUACUAGACCGGGAUUUGCUGAAGAAAGCGAUCCCGAAGGCGCGUCUGGAAGCCCUGCACAUGAGUGGAGUUGAUGACAUGAGCACUCAGGAUGUUUUCGGCUACUUUAAAGAGUAUCCACCCGCCCACAUUGAGUGGAUAGAUGACACUUCCUGCAACGUGGUGUGGCUAGACGACAUCACUUCAACCAGAGCUCUCAUUAACUUGAGUCGGAUGCCAGACAAAAAAGAGGUCACCAAUGCCGACAGCUCGAAACCAUCUGAACUUCCAGUCCAGCCGCAGAAAGCUCGGCGAAACCGUGGCUCUGAUGAUGAUGAGGAGGAGGAGGAAGAGGAGGAAGGCGAGGUAGAUGAUGAUGAUGAAGAUGAAGUAGAAAAAGCAGAUAAGAGCAGGAGCAGUGAUGGCAGUGAGGGUAAAGCUAGUGACAUUGAAGAAGAGCCCGAAAAGAAAACACAGGAAACCGCAGAGACAAGUCUGCUUUCCCAAGCAGAGCGUGAGUCUCUACUUCGGAACGAUCUGCGGCCCACAAUCAAGCCUUUCAAAGGCAACAAGCUGUUCUUGCGUUUUGCCACCCAGGAUGACAAAAAGGAGCUGGGUGCGGCCAGGAGAAGUCGAUACUACAUGAAAUACGGGAAUCCAAACUAUGGUGGCAUGAAAGGCAUCUUAAGUAACUCUUGGAAACGGAGGUAUCACACGCGCAGAAUUCAGCGUGACAUUCUGAAGACCAAAAAGCCUCUGAUUGGAGACAGUAUGGGACACACCCCACCUUACACUCAUCGACACUCUGCUGACCUGGUGAAUCUGCCAGAAGAGCCUAUAGAAGAAGAGGAAGAAGAGGAGGAGGAUGGAGAGGAAGACAUGGAUGCUGAUGAUAGAGUAGUGGAGUACAGAGAUCGGGGAGACAAGGAACGUGGACCACGGCUAGGGGAAGGAGGCGUGCGUAGUCGCUUAGGGGGCCCGUCGCCAGCAUCUUCAGAUUCAGAUGAGAUGGACUAUGAUCUGGAACUGAAAAUGAUCUCAACACCAUCUCCCAAAAAGAGCAUGAAGAUGACCAUGUAUGCCGACGAGGUUGAAACCAACCUUCGCAGUCUUCGGAACUCUAUACGAACUGAAACGAGUAGUAGUGUUAAGAGCCGAAUUGGCAGCAGCAGCGGUGGAGGAGGAGGAGGAGGAGGAGGAGGAGGAAGCAGCAGCAGCAGCAGCAGCUCAUCUAAGUCUACAGCAGACAAAGUGACAGAUGUUAGGCAGUUAUUGGAGGAAAAGAGGCAGGGACUCUCCCAGCAGAGAUCACGCCCCCCAGCAACUACAAGUAGCAAGACGGAUGUGAGACAGAGAUUAGGCAAAAGACCACACUCUCCAGAGAGACGUCGCUCCGUCUCUCCCGUCAUCUCUAGAAACGCAGUGUCUCGGAGAGAGCCUUUGACUGACGUGCGCAGCCGACUCGGAGUGGCAAAGCACGAGAGCCGUGGUCUGUACUCAGAGUCUUCAAAAGACAAGAAAACAGGAGGCUUGUGGAGCCGCCUCGGCCCGUCUCAUAGGGACGACGGAGACGAUGACAAGGCUUCUUCCCGGGCGUCUUCCUCUAAAGGAAUAAGGCAAAGAGAUGACGAGGAAUCUGACGGAGUUGAUGACGACGAAGAAGAUGAUUCUCAUCUGCAGAAGAUGUGGGGAGCAAUGAUCAAGCAGAAGGAGCAGCAGUCCAACAAGAUGAAGAAAAGCCGACUGGACAACCUCCCCUCGCUGCAGAUCGAGAUCAGUCGGGACAGCAGCAACGGCUCGGACAGUGACUCCUGACUGACUCCUAUUGUAGGAAGUGUGGGAAUCGGAGGAACGACGAAUGCUGUGGAAGAGAGUUGGAGAACAUCUCUAAUAGACUGGGCCAAGAGACCCUGACAUGUAUACUUAAAACAUUCCCACACUACCACCUCUUGCAGAUGUUUUCUUUAGUCCGCUCUACACAAACCAACUUUGAGAGUGCUAUUUGGAACAAGAGGGCAGAUUGGAUUUGUUUUGAGUCCCUCAUGUUUGUUUUUCUUCAAAAGAAAAUGAUUUGCUUGUAUUUAACAUAAAUUGAGGGCCCAUUUUUAAUCUACAGCGAUGCACCAGGUUGACAAAAACAGUUCCGUGAAUUGAUGUACUGACUGGAAGCGAUGUGAUUGGAUGUCUGUUAGCAAUACAUUUUUUAAAAUCAUGUCAGUGUGGAUGGUUUCUGUUAAUGUUAUAUUAUUAAGGCUGUCAUAUCACUGUGGAUUUGAUGUGGAGAACCUAAUGGUCUGAGUUUUGUUUCUCUGGUGCAAGAGUUAUAAAUGUAUUUACUGGAGCUGAAUGGAUCAGUGCUUCAUUGUACACAGUCCUAUGAGAGGGGUAUAUAAUGUAGCCAGUGUAAAGAUAAUUUCCCCCACGGAAUGGUCCACAUUCCCAAAAAUAUGUGAUCAGUGAAACAAAAGAAAAGGCACUGUAUGUUGAAUAAAAAUCUUUUUUUUUUUA